Rhipicephalus sanguineus (brown dog tick) is the source of this 1600-nucleotide messenger RNA. RefSeq names its product lactosylceramide 4-alpha-galactosyltransferase-like. NCBI's taxonomy places the organism in Eukaryota, Metazoa, Arthropoda, Arachnida, Ixodida, Ixodidae. The record is from RefSeq and is a predicted model, not a curated record. The coding region runs from base 531 to 1226 and encodes 231 amino acids. The transcript is spliced from 7 exons. Gene Ontology annotation, molecular function: hexosyltransferase activity. Gene Ontology annotation, biological process: glycosphingolipid biosynthetic process.
GAGUCUCGGCGUGCAAACUAGGACAUACAAGAAAAGUCGAGACAACACGAACGCUGACUAACAACUGACAAGGCGCACAGCGUCGGAAAAGAAGGCUCGGCAGCAUUUGUUAACGACGCAGGUUUUGAGUGCCUAGUCAAGCAGAACACGCGCUCCAGAUUCGCCCGCUCGGACGCGCCGGUGUAACCCGGCAGGAAGCGUAACCCCGACAAUAAGCAUCGACACAGCGACGACGAGUGCGAGCGGCGAAGCUGUCAUACACGGCUUGGCCGACAUUGUGAAGAUGCAGGACUUCUGCCGAAGGUCGCCCUCUCGGUGCUUUAGAAGUCUGGACAGGCAGCCACGCCCCCGAAGGGUUUUCUCGAAUCUUCUUCCUGGAAACCGGAGGCCACGGUGCACUCAACGCGCGCGUCGCCUGCGCAGUUGAGUCGGCAGCCAAGCUGCACCCUCACUGGACAGUCCACCUCCUAUCCGCGGCCGGCGGCGACGUGUCGCACGCAAACGUCACCUUGUCGGGACCUUUCGCUCGCAUGAUCAGGUCCAUUCCUAACGUCGUGGCGAGCGUCAUUAGGCCACAGGAGGUGUUCCAGGGUACACCGCUUGGGUCGUGGUACGAGUCUGGCAUCCUGAACAAGAGCGCCUUCCCCGUCGAGCACCUUGCCGACGCUCUGAGGCUGGCAUUGUUGUACAAGCAAGGGGGCGUCUACCUCGACAUCGACGUCAUCGUGAUGCGAUCCUUCGACUCUCUGCCACCUUGCGUCUGCCAGUCGCCAGUGGACCACGGUGACAUGGUGAGCAACGGUUUUCUGGCCUUUCGCCGUGGCGACCCCUUUCUGCUACAUCUGAUGCAAAGAGCACGACAAGUGUACAAGCCGAAAGAGUGGAGCUCCAUCGGACCCAGGCUGCUGCGUCAGGUGACGCUGGACCGGUGCGGCGGCCGUCAGGUGAACGAGCUGCUCGGACGCAGGUGUGGCGGCGACACGGGCUUCACGGUGUUGCCCCACUGGAUUUUCCUACCGGUGCCUUACGACCGUUGGGAGUCGUUCUUCGUCGCCAACACCAGUCGCGAGGCGUGGCUCAUGUCCUCCGCGAGUUACGUCAUGCACGUCUACAACAAAAUGAGCUCGAAGGCGCCCACCGUGCCUGGCUGCGCGUACAGGCAAGCGGCCGAAACCUACUGCCCGGAUAGUUUACGCAUGUCCUUGGAAAUGCUGGGUACUUUCUGACAUACGGGAGCUGGACUUCCCGAAUGCCCACUUCCCGGAUGCCCACUUCCCGGAUGAUCAGUUACCGGAUGUCCACUUCCCGAACAUCCGGGAAACAGACCGCCAACGCUGCGCGCCCAGGCUUCGCCAAGACUCAGUGCUCAAACGAUGUCCUCCGAGAUUGCGAGCAUAAGUUCGCCACCAUUAGUCUAGGGGCCAACGUUCAAAAAGCCUGCAACGGUCACAGGACAUGCACAGCGCUUUCGACGGAACGAUUGCCAGCGUAGUGACUUUCGUGUGUUCGUGUAUUCGCAGUGCGAACUUCGUCGACGACGUGCGGAUACUUCGAAUGCGUGAAACAAACUUAAGCACCCCUGGAAGACGUGUGAAACUUA